UCUGCACUUUCCACGUUUGCUCUUAUUUAUACGACUCUCUCUUUCUCUCUCUCUCUCUAACUGCAGAAAUUGCUGAUGAGAAAUUUCCCAAUUUUUGAAGAUCCAUCCAGAUCUCUCAUCUCCAUCACGUCGAUGCUGAAUUAAUCGUGCUAUUGGCCGUCAAUUCGUGAUUCCAAUCGAAGAUUCUCUGCUCGCCUCGAUAAUUUAAGACGCGAUCAGUUAUCCGGCGGAGAUAUCGGCGAUCCCUUAAGAAAUGAGUAACGGCGAGCUCCUUCAUAUCGAGCCACUGGAGCUUGAAUUCCCAUUUGAACUGAAGAAACAGAUCUCCUGUACCAUGCAAUUGACCAACAAAUCCGAUAAUUAUGUUGCAUUUAAGGUGAAGACUACAAAUCCAAAGAAGUAUUGUGUGAGGCCGAACACUGGAGUUGUGGUACCUCAUUCAACAUGUGAUGUUAUAGUAACAAUGCAAGCCCAAAAGGAGGUGCCACCGGACAUGCAAUGCAGGGAUAAGUUUCUCCUGCAGAGUGUUACUGUGAGCGCUGGAGUUACGGCAAAGGAUAUUACUCCUGAAAUGUUCAACAAAGAGUCUGGGAAUCGUGUUGAGGAAUCCAAGUUAAGAGUUGUCUAUGUACCGCCCCCUCGACCUCCUUCACCUGUGAGAGAAGGUUCGGAGGAAGGUUACUCGCCUAGGGCAUCUUUAUCAGAGAAUGGGGCUGUGAAUCAGGGUUCAGAUUUCAAUGUGAUGUCAAAAUCAUCGGACCACCAGGAAAGCACCCCAGAGGCUAAGGCACUGAUUUCAAAGCUUACAGAGGAGAAACGUAUUGUUGUUCAGCAAAAUUACAAGCUUCAACAAGAACUGGAUAUGUUAAGGCGUCGGGGAAGUAGUACCCAUGGCGGUAUUCCCCUCCUGUAUGUGAUCAUUAUCGGCUUGAUUGGCAUCGCGUUGGGGUAUAUUUUGAAGAGAGCGUGAUUGAUUGAACUUGAAUUGCAUCCACAUUUAGAUAUACCCCAGUCGUCUGCUUGUUACAAAUUUCUAAGACAUCCAGGAUAUGUUGCUGAUAAGAGCUUUGGAUUAAGUUAGCUGUUUGUUCGACAGAAGAUACGCUCAAUGGUUUUGAUGGUUAUUGUAAUUGCUUUGCAGUGUGACUAGAUUUUAUUUUUUUUGGCAUUUUUAUUUCGAUGACAGCACAGAAAUAUAUUCUUUCACUUUAUCAAAGACAUCUCGUUCUUUCCA
Molecule: messenger RNA, 1234 nt
Organism: Andrographis paniculata
Lineage: Eukaryota; Viridiplantae; Streptophyta; Magnoliopsida; Lamiales; Acanthaceae
Product: vesicle-associated protein 1-1-like
Exons: 8
Coding region: 254-970 (238 amino acids)
Biological process (GO): endoplasmic reticulum membrane organization
Cellular component (GO): endoplasmic reticulum membrane; plasma membrane
Source: RefSeq, a predicted model, not a curated record